Cercospora beticola is the source of this 7856-nucleotide messenger RNA. It is a transcript of the gene PRP8, whose product is annotated as U4/U6-U5 snRNP complex subunit PRP8. Lineage: Eukaryota; Fungi; Ascomycota; Dothideomycetes; Mycosphaerellales; Mycosphaerellaceae. The record is from RefSeq and is a predicted model, not a curated record. Gene Ontology annotation, biological process: mRNA splicing, via spliceosome; spliceosomal tri-snRNP complex assembly. Gene Ontology annotation, cellular component: catalytic step 2 spliceosome; U5 snRNP. Gene Ontology annotation, molecular function: U1 snRNA binding; metallopeptidase activity; pre-mRNA intronic binding.
GCGCGACGUGAACGACACGAACGCCACCUCGCUGUCCACCACCACAAUCGCGCAGGCCACAGCGCGUCCCGGUUUCAUCUCCUUUGACUCGAAGAUCGCGUGGACUUGGAGGAAUCGCGUCGUGGCAUAGCAGGACAGCAUCUGACCAAAGGCGAGCUCGGCGCCAGAAGCCGCAGCAACGAACAUCUUUGCACGACAUCUCGAUAGCAUCAUCGACAUGGCUGGCAUCCCUCCACCGCCGGGAUGGGCACCUCCACCGCCUCCAGGAGCGCCGCCGGGACUCUCAGCGAACGGUAUUCCCCCUCCGCCACCUGGGUUUGCGCCGCCCAAGGACCCUCAUGCGGAGAAGCUGCAGCAGAAGAAGCAGAAAUGGCUACGACAACAGAGGCAGCGUUUUGCAGAGAAGCGACGGGGUGGCUUUGUGGAAACACAGAAAGCGGACAUGCCUCCAGAGCACUUGCGAAAGAUCGUCAAAGACAUUGGAGAUGUGUCGCAAAAGAAAUUCAGCGCAGACAAGAGAAGUUAUCUUGGAGCGCUGAAGUUCAUGCCACAUGCUGUUCUGAAGCUGUUGGAAAAUAUGCCUAUGCCAUGGGAGAGCAGUCGGGAUGUAAAGGUCCUGUACCACGUCAAUGGAUGUUUGACAUUAGUCAACGAGAUUCCGAGAGUCAUCGAGCCAGUGUUUCACGCUCAGUGGGCGACGAUGUGGGUGGUCAUGCGACGAGAAAAGAGCGAUCGACGGCAUUUCAAGCGUAUGCGAUUCCCGCCUUUUGACGACGAGGAACCACCGCUUUCUUGGAGCGAGAACAUCGAGGACGUCGAGCCUUUGGAGCCAAUACAAAUGGAGCUGGACGAGAACGAGGACGAACCUGUGUUCGAGUGGUUCUACGAUCAUCGCCCGCUUUCUGACACUAGCCAUGUCAAUGGACCGAGUUACAAAGAGUGGAACCUGUCAUUACCGCAGAUGGCCACGCUGCAUCGAUUGAGUGACCCGCUGCUGUCGGACAUCAACGACAAGAAUUAUUUCCACCUCUUCGAUAUGCCAGCAUUUGCGACCGCAAAGGCGCUGAAUGUGGCGAUUCCUGGAGGACCACGAUUCGAACCUCUUUACAAGGAUAUCGACCCGAACGACGAAGACUUUGGCGAAUUCAACGCGAUCGAUCGAAUCAUCUUCCGUGCUCCCAUCCGAACUGAGUACCGUGUCGCCUUCCCAUAUCUGUACAACAGCUUGCCUAGAUCUGUCAAGCUCGGGGUCUACAGCUACCCGCAGACAGUUUACGUCAAGACCGAGGACCCAAAUCUACCGCCUUUCUACUUCGACCCAGUCAUAAAUCCUAUUUCUUCAAGGCAAGUGAUGCCGAAGAACCUGACAAUCAGCCACGAAGACGAGAUCUUUGGGCAAGGGAACAACGAAGAGCCGGACGAGGAAGACGGCGGCUUUGUCAUGCCAGAAGGUGUCGAACCAUUCCUCGAGGAUGAAGAUCUGUACAACGACGAUACUGCGGCAGCUAUCGCGUUGUGGUGGGCGCCAUAUCCAUUCGACAGGCGGUCAGGCAAGAUGGUGCGAGCUCAAGAUGUGCCGCUGGUCAAGCAGUGGUAUCUGGAGCACGUUCCAGCUGGUCAGCCUGUCAAGGUCAGAGUGUCCUAUCAGAAGUUGCUGAAGACAUAUGUCCUGAACGAGCUGCACAAGAAACCACCCAAGGCGCAGAACAAGCAAUUGCUUGGGCGCAACCUGAAGAGAACGAAAUUCUUCCAGCAGACCACCAUCGACUGGGUAGAGGCCGGUCUUCAGGUCUGCCGACAAGGUUUCAACAUGCUGAACUUGCUCAUCCACCGCAAGAACUUGACCUAUCUCCACCUGGACUACAACUUCAACCUGAAGCCUAUCAAGACUUUGACAACGAAAGAGCGAAAGAAAUCGCGUUUCGGAAAUGCUUUCCACUUGAUGCGUGAGAUCCUUCGAUUGACGAAGCUUAUCGUUGAUGCUCAAGUGCAAUACCGUCUUGGCAACAUCGACGCCUUCCAGCUGGCAGAUGGCAUACUCUACGCCUUCAACCACGUCGGCCAACUCACUGGUAUGUAUCGAUAUAAGUAUAAGCUUAUGCACCAGAUUCGAUCGUGCAAGGACUUGAAACACUUGAUCUACUAUCGAUUCAACAGUGGACCAGUUGGCAAGGGGCCUGGCUGCGGUUUCUGGGCUCCUGCGUGGAGAGUGUGGCUGUUCUUCUUGCGUGGUAUCAUCCCUCUACUGGAGCGAUGGCUCGGCAACUUGCUUAGCAGACAGUUCGAGGGUCGUCACUCGAAAGGUGUGGCAAAGACAGUCACCAAGCAACGUGUUGAGUCGCACUUCGAUCUCGAACUCCGCGCAUCUGUCAUGGCCGACUUGAUGGACAUGAUGCCGGAAGGUAUCAAGCAGAGUAAGGUCAACACAGUUUUGCAGCACUUGUCGGAGGCAUGGAGAUGCUGGAAGUCAAAUAUUCCUUGGAAGGUGCCCGGUCUGCCUAAGCCGAUUGAAGAUGUCAUUCUGCGAUACGUCAAGUCAAAGGCGGACUGGUGGGUAUCCGUCGCACACUACAACCGUGAGCGCAUCCGACGUGGUGCAACCGUGGACAAGACCGUGGCUAAGAAGAAUCUUGGUCGUCUCACUCGUCUGUGGUUGAAGGCUGAGCAGGAACGUCAGCACAACUAUCUCAAAGACGGUCCCUAUGUCAGCACCGAAGAGGGUGUCGCCAUUUUCACGACUGCGGUGCACUGGCUGGAGAGCAGGAAAUUCCAGCCUAUUCCAUUCCCAUCGGUCAGCUACAAGCAUGACACCAAGAUUUUGAUUCUGGCUCUCGAGCGUCUACGAGAAGCCUACUCGGUCAAGGGUAGACUGAACCAGAGUCAGCGCGAGGAGCUUGCACUCAUCGAGCAAGCAUAUGACAGCCCUGGCACGACUUUGGCGCGCAUUAAGCGCUUCCUGCUGACGCAGCGCUCAUUCAAGGAAGUUGGUAUUGACAUGAACGACAAUUACAGCUCGAUCAACCCAGUCUACGAUAUCGAACCCAUCGAGAAGAUCACAGAUGCCUAUCUUGAUCAGUACCUCUGGUACCAAGCAGAUCAGCGACGCUUGUUCCCAGCGUGGAUCAAGCCCUCUGACUCUGAAGUGCCCCCACUCCUCACCUAUAAAUGGGCGCAGGGCAUUAACAAUUUGUCGAACGUCUGGAGUGUCGACGAAGGCGAGUGCAACGUCAUGCUCGAAACGAGGCUGGACAAAGUGUAUGAGAAGAUCGACAUCACGCUUCUCAACAGACUGCUGCGACUGAUUAUGGACCACAACUUGGCUGACUAUAUCUCCUCCAAGAACAACGUUCAGCUGAACUAUAAGGACAUGAAUCACACCAACAGCUAUGGUAUGAUUCGAGGACUUCAGUUCAGCGCCUUUGUCUUCCAGUAUUACGGCUUGAUCAUCGAUCUGUUGUUGCUUGGCUUGCAGCGUGCAUCGGAAAUGGCUGGUCCACCAAAUGCGCCGAACGACUUUCUCCAAUUCCGGGACAGAGCCACGGAGAGUCGUCACCCCAUCCGACUCUACACACGCUACAUUGACAAGAUCUGGAUCUUCUUCCGCUUCACCGCUGACGAGUCGCGUGAUCUGAUACAACGCUUCCUCACCGAGCAACCAGAUCCAAACUUCGAGAAUGUCAUUGGAUACAAGAACAAGAAGUGCUGGCCUAGGGACUCACGUAUGCGCUUGAUGCGACACGAUGUCAACUUGGGACGUGCUGUUUUCUGGGAUAUGAAGAACCGCUUGCCACGUUCUAUCACCACUAUCGAGUGGGACGACACGUUCGCCAGUGUGUACAGCAGGGACAACCCGAAUUUGUUGUUCGCCAUGAACGGCUUCGAGGUCCGCAUUCUGCCAAAGAUUCGCAACCAGAACGACGAGUUCCCAACCAAAGACUCCGUCUGGGCGCUUGUUGACAAUGCUACCAAGGAACGCACCGCCCAUGCCUUCCUUCAGGUCACUGCCGAGGAUAUCGCCAAGUUCAACAACAGGAUUCGUCAGAUCUUGAUGAGCUCUGGCAGCACGACUUUCACCAAGAUCGCCAACAAGUGGAACACGACCCUCAUUGCACUGUUCACGUACUAUCGUGAAGCCGCAGUGAGCACGGUUGAGCUGCUUGACACAAUUGUGAAGUGCGAGACCAAGAUUCAAACUCGUGUCAAGAUUGGUCUCAAUUCCAAAAUGCCCUCGCGUUUCCCACCAGCCGUCUUCUACACUCCCAAGGAAUUGGGUGGUCUUGGUAUGAUCUCUGGUUCACACAUUCUCAUCCCAGCCUCGGACAAGCGCUGGUCCAAGCAGACCGAUAGUGGUGUCAGCCAUUUCCGCGCAGGCAUGAGCCACGAUGAAGAGACCCUCAUCCCCAACAUCUUCCGUUACAUUAUCCCAUGGGAGGCCGAAUUCAUCGACUCGCAACGCGUAUGGACCGAAUAUUCGCAGAAGAGACUUGAAGCUAACCAACAGAACCGACGUCUGACAUUGGAGGACCUGGAAGACUCCUGGGAUCGUGGUCUGCCCCGUAUCAACACACUUUUCCAAAAAGACCGAAGUACUUUGUCAUUUGACAAGGGUUUCAGAGCCCGGACGGAGUUCAAGAUCUAUCAACACAUGAAGAGCAAUCCCUUCUGGUGGACUAGCCAGAGGCAUGACGGAAAACUUUGGAAUCUCAAUGCCUACCGGACGGAUGUCAUCCAAGCGCUGGGAGGUGUUGAGACCAUUCUGGAACACACGUUAUUCAAAGCUACAGCUUUUCCAAGUUGGGAGGGCUUGUUCUGGGAGAAAGCCUCCGGGUUCGAGGAAUCGAUGAAGUACAAGAAGCUCACGAACGCUCAACGAUCCGGUCUCAACCAGAUUCCAAACCGUCGUUUCACGCUCUGGUGGUCGCCUACCAUCAAUCGUGCCAAUGUCUACGUCGGUUUCCAAGUCCAAUUGGAUCUCACGGGUAUCUUCUUGCACGGAAAGAUUCCAACACUCAAGAUCUCGCUCAUCCAGAUCUUCCGGGCCCACUUGUGGCAGAAGAUCCACGAGUCCGUUGUCAUGGACCUGUGCCAAGUCUUCGACCAGGAACUCGAGGCUUUGGGCAUCGAGACUGUGCAGAAGGAGACUAUCCAUCCGCGAAAGUCCUACAAGAUGAACUCUUCCUGCGCUGAUAUCCUCCUCUUUGCGUCUCACAAGUGGAGUGUCAGCCAGCCGAGCUUGUUGUACGACACCAAGGACAACAUGGGCCUAACGACUACGAACAAGUUCUGGAUCGAUGUGCAGCUCAGAUAUGGAGACUACGAUUCACACGAUAUCGAGAGAUACGUCCGUGCCAAGUAUCUGGACUACACGACUGAUAGCAUGUCGAUUUACCCAUCGGCUACCGGCUUGAUGAUCGGCAUUGAUCUGGCAUACAAUUUGUACUCUGCUUACGGGCAGUACUUCCCUGGUCUCAAGCAGCUGGUACAACAAGCCAUGGCCAAGAUCAUGAAGGCCAAUCCAGCGCUGUACGUGCUCCGCGAGCGUAUUCGAAAGGGUUUGCAGCUGUACGCAUCUGAGAGUAACCAGGAGUUCCUCAACUCUCAGAACUACUCAGAGCUGUUCAGCAACCAGAUCCAGCUCUUCAUCGACGACACCAAUGUCUACCGUGUUACGAUCCACAAGACGUUUGAAGGCAACUUGACAACCAAGCCGAUCAACGGUGCUAUCUUCAUCUUCAAUCCUCGAACUGGUCAACUGUUCUUGAAGAUCAUUCACACCAGUGUCUGGGCUGGUCAGAAGCGCCUUGGUCAGCUCGCCAAGUGGAAGACGGCCGAAGAAGUGGCUGCACUUAUUCGAUCUUUGCCAGUGGAAGAACAGCCCAAGCAGCUCAUUGUCACGCGAAAGGGUCUCCUCGACCCCCUCGAAGUGCACUUGCUCGAUUUCCCGAAUAUCAGCAUUCGUGCAUCAGAGCUUCAACUUCCUUUCCAGGCUGCCAUGAAGGUCGAGAAGCUAGGAGACAUGAUUCUGCGUGCCACUGAGCCGCAGAUGGUGCUGUUCAAUCUCUACGAUGAAUGGCUGAAGAGCAUCUCUUCGUAUACCGCGUUCUCCCGUCUGGUCCUGAUAUUGCGUGCACUGCACGUCAACCAGGAUAAGACAAAGCUGCUGCUGCGACCCGACAAGACUGUCAUCACGCAGGAACACCACAUCUGGCCCUCGCUUUCCGACGAUGACUGGGUCAAGGUCGAAGUGCAAUUGCGUGACCUCAUCUUGAAUGACUACGGCAAGAAGAAUAACGUCAACACCUCUUCGCUCACCAAUAGCGAAAUUCGAGACAUCAUCCUUGGUAUGGAAAUUUCCGCACCAAGUAUGCAACGUCAACAGGCCGCAGAGAUCGAGCAGCAGCAACAGGAUCAAGCUCAACUCACCGCUGUCACUACCAAGACGCAGAACGUGGCUGGCGAGGAGAUGAUUGUUACUACAACGUCGGCAUACGAGCAGCAGUCCUUUGCAUCCAAGACCGAGUGGCGGACGCGAGCCAUCGCCACAUCGAACCUGCGGACACGUGCCAACAACAUCUACAUUUCCUCUGAAGACAUUCGCGACGAUGAACACCACUUCACCUACGUCAUGCCAAAGAACAUCCUGAAGCGCUUCAUUGCCGUUGCAGAUCUUCGUGUGCAGGUCGCUGGCUACCUUUACGGUGUCUCUCCGCCAGACAACAAGCAAGUCAAGGAAAUCAAGACGAUCGUAAUGGUUCCUCAAGUUGGCUCAACGCGCGACAUCCAGCUCCCACGCAACCUGCCGGAAAACGAGAUGCUGCAAGGUCUCGAGCCACUGGGUGUCAUCCACACCUCGGCAGGCAACGAGACCAACUACAUGACGGCACAGGAUGUCACUCAACACGCCAAAUUGAUGGCGGCUCACCCAUCAUGGGAUCGCAAGACUGUGACCAUGACUGUGAACUUCACACCUGGCUCGGUCUCUCUUUCUGCAUGGUCUCUGACGCCUCAAGGCUACCAGUGGGGCGCAGAGAACAAGGACCUGUCAUCCGACCAGCCUGCCGGAUUCUCUACUGCUUUCGGCGAGAAAUCUCAACUUCUUCUGUCGGACAAGAUCCGAGGAUAUUUCUUGGUGCCGGAGGAUGAGAGAUGGAAUUGGUCUUUCUUGGGAUCUGGCUUUGGUGAUCGCGAGAAGGGCCGCGUGUUUGUGCAAGUCGGCAUCCCGCGACGAUUUUACGAUGAUGUGCAUCGACCCAUCCAUUUCCAGAAUUUCGCUGAGCUGGAGGAUGUUUGGGUCGACAGGAGCGAUAAUCUGGCAUAAGGGAGGUUAGGAGAAGAAGAUGAGAAUUGAGCAUGAGGCGGAAAGCUCAACGAAUAGCGACGAGUGUACAUGACUUUCGGACAGCAUCAGCGUAAGGCGUUUAAGAGGCGCCUAGAUAUGGCUCAGGAUGAUUGUGGAAAAGGAAAAGGUGAAUGCAGUUGUAAGAUUACAUUGCUGCGUCGAUGGAAUCUAGAGCUUGUCUUGCAUAGUGUGCACGAAAGAUUGCUCAAUGUGUAAAAUCUUCAACUUUCCGAAGAACAGUCGCAUAAAAGGAGUGGACUGAGAUCAUCAUUCGAGUCCUUGUGCUAAAUCACUGAAUUGGCGGCGACCGAGCAUGACCAGAGUACCAACAGAGCGGUGAGCAAAGGUUGCCUGCAUCGAUUAUGCAGGAGCAGUUCGCACAGCAUUGAAUGCAGAACCAUUCAACCAUCACCCGCGAACCAGGCGGGCUCAGGUGAGGAUGACGACGCCACGUCAGGUACCAUUACUGUGCCAUUAGUCAAUCGCAGUCCCACGACAUGUUGCAGACAAACAAGCA